Messenger RNA from Xiphophorus couchianus (Monterrey platyfish), 7120 nucleotides. RefSeq names its product PITPNM family member 3 (gene pitpnm3). Gene Ontology annotation, molecular function: phosphatidylcholine binding; phosphatidylinositol transfer activity; phosphatidylcholine intramembrane carrier activity. Bases 500 to 3376 code for a protein of 958 amino acids. Gene Ontology annotation, cellular component: cytoplasm. NCBI's taxonomy places the organism in Eukaryota, Metazoa, Chordata, Actinopteri, Cyprinodontiformes, Poeciliidae. Gene Ontology annotation, biological process: phospholipid transport. The transcript is spliced from 20 exons. The record is from RefSeq and is a predicted model, not a curated record.
CGUGAAGUCACAGAGGACGGCGGCCUCUCGGCGGCAUCAGUCCGGCACCGCGCGCACCGCUGGAGGCAGUCGAGCUGCAGAGCGGAUCCUCUGUGUGUGUGAAGCAACUCCGGCUGAUGUUUGCGGCGGAGAGGAGAGGAGAGAGACGGACGGGAAGAGCGGGAGCUGUGGUUGGCAUGACAUUUGAGCAAAGUCUGAGGAGGAGCAACGCGCUGCCUAAAGUAGCUAUGUCUGCGGCACGGCGCUCCGCUGGACUUCGCACAGGUGAAUCAGAACUCCGCAGUGGCUUCGAGCCCCUUUCCUUCCGCCGCUGAACCGGAGAUUCGGAGGAGGGAGCAGGAGCGACGAGGCAGUGCCCGCUUCACCCCGCUACAGUCUGGCAGGUGCAGCCGCCAGGAGAGAGGGGCGGAGGGAGGCAGAGCUGCUGCCUAAUUAACUCCCCGACGAGCAAGAACACAGGGACGGCUUGCGGAAACAGGUGCGCACCGGAGAGGACACUAUGUCAAAGGAGACUAAAGGAAGAGGUGCGGGGCGAAAGCACAGCGCCUCCCACUGGCGUCUGCAGAACAUCGCACAAGAAUCCGUCGAAAGCUCCGAUGAGGAGUUCUUUGACGCCAGAGCAGAUGUUAUGGAGGGGAAGAGCGCCAUUCUGCUGGGCAUGAGUCAGUGGAACUCAAACGACCUGGUGGAGCAGAUCGAAACUCUGGGACAUAUGGAGGACCAGUCUCAUGAGGGUCUGUACCAGCUGGGCGGUCCACGCUGCGCCCCUCAGAGCAGCAUUGAAGGUUUGGAGGAUGCAGAGAGGAAAUGUAAAACCCACGUGCUGCUGCUGGCGGUGCACGGUGGAAACAUCUUGGACACGGUGGGUGGUGACCCGAGCACAAAGGCUGGCGAUGUGGCCACGCUGGCCUCGGUGCUGGAGAAGGUGACCCGGGCACAUUUCCAGGCCGCCGAGGAGCAUGUGAUGAUCAAAAUGGUGCCGUGUCCGGCCGUGUGCGCCGAAGCCUUCUCUCUAGUGUCCAACCUGAACCCGUACAGCUACGACGAGAGCUGCGUGUCGAGCAGCGUGGACCACCUGCCUCUGGCGGCGCUCCCGCUCCUCGCCAUCGUGUCCCCGCGCUACCAGGACGCCGUGGCGACCGUCAUCGACCGAGCCAACCAGGUCUACCGCAGCUUCCUGCAGUCUGAGGACGGCCAGGGAUUUACCGGCCAGGUUUGCCUGAUGGGCGACUGCGUGGGCGGAGUGCUGUGCUUUGACGCUUUGUGCUUCAGCAACCACCCGAGGCCCGGCAGCCCCAACAGCAGCAGCAGGAACAACAGCACAGAGAGCCUGAAGGACAACACGGGCCGGCUGCGGGAGUCGAGUCCCGGCCUGAGCUCCAGCAAGAGGCUGAGCAAGAGCAACAUCGACAUCUCUGCUCCCAACGAAGGCCAGGGCGGCCCGGCGCUCAGCCGCAAGCAGAGCGACUCGUACGACGGGGACACCUCUUCCACGGGCCAGCACAACUUUUUUUCCAGUUUGAUGAAGGAGGGUGCAGAGGUGCGCGGUGGCAGCAGCACCAGUCUGGUGUUGAAUCCAGGCCGGUUCGACUUUGAGGUGUCGGACUGCUUCCUGUUGGGCUGCCCUCUGGGACUGGUGUUGGCCAUGAGACGCACGGUGCUGCCUGCUAUUCACGUGGGCCAGCUUCGCCCAGCUUGCUCCCAGAUCUUCAACCUGUUUUACCCCUCCGAUCCUUCAGCCUCCAGGCUGGAGCCCCUCCUGCAGCCUCUUUUCCACAAGCUGCCGCCGUUCGCCGUGCCGCGCUACCAGCGCUACCCUCUUGGAGAUGGGCGCUCGCUGCUCAUCGCAGAAAGCAUCCAAAGCAACCCGGGCGUGUUUCUGGAAGGUGACAAAUCCCACGGCGGUCCAGCUUCACCGCAUUCCUGUGAGACGAAGACGGACGGAGGAGGAGGAGGAGGUGGCGAGGCGAGCGGUCGUAGAGGCAGCGUGACCAGCGUGGAAAGCGAAAUGUCAGUGUGCUCCAUGAGCCAACUAGGCAACACCAUCGCUAACAUUUCCAGCGGCUGGUGGGGCUCCAAGAGGCUGGACUUCGCUUUGUACUGCCCCGACGUGCUCACCGCCUUCCCCACGGUAGCUCUGCCCCAUCUUUUUCACGCCUCCUACUGGGAGUCCACCGACGUUGCCGCGUUUGUUCUCCGUCAGCUCAUGCGGUGCGACUGCGUAUGGACCCAGGAAGCGGACCACCUGGACUCGGCUCCGUUUUCUCCUUCCAGUCCGCGGGAGAAAUGGCUCCGGCGGAGGACGCAUGUCAAGCUAAGGAACGUCACCGCUAACCACAGGGUGAACGAUGUCAUAGCAACAGAGGACGGACCUCAGAUGUUAGUGGGCCGCUUCAUGUACGGACCCUUGGACAUGGUUACUCUAACCGGAGAAAAGGUCGACAUCCUGGUGAUGACUCAGCCUCAGUCUGGCCGCUGGGUGUACUUUGACAUGGAGGUGACCAACAGCAGUGGCAGGGUGACGUACACCAUUCCCAAAAGCAAGAAGCUCGGCUUGGGAGUGUAUCCAGUAAAAAUGGUGGUCAAGGGCGACCAGACCAGCGCUGAGGCCUACCUGACUGUGUUGCCGCGGGGCAUGGAGUGUGUGGUGUUCAGCAUCGAUGGCUCUUUUGCUGCCAGCGUGUCCAUUAUGGGCAGCGACCCCAAAGUCCGGCCUGGAGCCGUUGAUGUUGUCAGGCACUGGCAGGACCUCGGGUAUCUAAUCAUCUACAUCACCGGUCGGCCUGACAUGCAGAAGCAGCGCGUCGUGUCUUGGCUCUCGCAGCACAAUUUCCCGCACGGGAUGAUCUUCUUUUCUGAAGGGCUGGUUCACGAUCCCCUGCGACAGAAAACCAUCUUCCUUAAAAACCUCAUACAGGAAUGUCACAUCAAGAUAAACUCUGCUUAUGGCUCCAUGAAGGACAUCUCUGUUUACAACAUGUUGGGCCUAAGCCCCUCGCAGAUUUACAUCGUGGGCAGACCUUCGAAGAAGUACCAGAAUCAAUGCCAGUUCCUGAGCGAGGGUUACGCGGCCCACCUCUCCACGCUGCAGUUCGGACACAGAGCGCGGCCCAAGAAGUCCCCGUCGGUCCGCAUGGUGCUGAGGAAAGGCUCGUUCGGCCUCUCCGCCAAGCCCGACUUCCUGUGCAAGCGCACCCACCUGCGGAGAACGAUGUCAGUCCAGCAGCCCGACCCGCCGUGUGCGCCCAACCCCAAACCGGAGCGAGCCCAGAGCCAGCCGGAGUCGGACAAGGACCACGGCGGGGGAGGGCCGGGGGGAGUCGGGCAGGGUGCGUGGGGACGAGCCUCCAUGCACCGCGGGGACACCACGCCCUGACACCCACACCAACAUGGGAGGCGUUGAGGAGGAAAGAAGAAGAAGAGAACUAAUGGGUCUUGGUGUCCGGGGCCAAGAGUCUGCUGUACAUUGGAGUUUACUGGCAGUCCUUACAGCUAAGCUUUACCUCCUGCUUGGCCCUCUACACUUUUUCCACUCGCUGGGUUUCGUUUUGUGAUAUUCUCUAUAGAUAAGUUCAGUCUUCUGAAUUUAAAACAGUUGCAAAGUUGUUUUCUUUUGGCAAAUAAUUGUUCUGAGCUCAAAUGCUAUCUAAAUGUAAAAUUUGACCAAUGUGGUUAUGACUAUGAAUUUACUCGCAUCCUGUAUUUAUUGCACACUCACACGCCAAAAGCAUUAAACCUGGGAUGAAAGCGGUGGACUUUUCUCCAGACUGCGGAACGCUGCACGCCGUUUUGGUUCCGUUCAGACAAACGUACAGCGAGUUGAUCGCGUUGGCCGACUCCAGCCAGCACUGAGCCCCUCUGCCGAUGUAAAUAGCACACAUUCACUCCCAUGCUUGGGUCUCCGGACAAAGGAGUACUGUGACAUUUUGGCUUAAUCUCUACAUGAGUUCUGCGGCCUGCGGCGCUCCAAGUAUCCAAUCUCUGCCUCCGCCUUUUUUUUUUUUUUUUAAACUCCCGCUUGCAUGUGGCUCACAUCAGUGCGGAUCACGCAUUAUGACGGCCGACAGCAGCGCCUGGUCUGGAGUCUUCGAAGAGAGACGUGGCAUGUACAGCUCCGCUCCCGCCGAGGUCACUCUUGUUUUUCUGGGGGGUUUUUUGCACUAAACGGCCGUAUUCUACACAGUCGCUGCUUGGUGGUUGAAACAAUAAAUGUUAUGAAUAUUGCCUAAACAUGUUUACAGGUUAUCAAGCAGUUGUGACAAGUGAUGAGAGCCUCUUUUCUGUAACUAGCUUUAUUAGCAGCUUUAGUUCACUCGCUUGUUCGACGCCCUUAGCUAGUUAAGCCCGCGGACUUUGUUCCGCUUGAAAAUCGGCCGGGACGCACCUGCAUUUAUUUAUUACUGCUGCACUGAAAACUCGAGUAUUUAUGCUGAAAUCCGACAGUCUUGUGCACUUGAAGUUUUACGUGGUUAUAUUUGGAAAAAUCUGUGCAUAUUUUUCUAUCAGGAAAUACUGUAAAUAGAGAUAUUUUCAAUGUAUGUUUUUAGAUCUGUGUUGAACGGUUCACUCUUUUCCUUUUAGCCUUAAAUUGUUUACUUAUGUUGUGGAGCGUUCGUUUCUAUCAUCAGUCCUGGCAUAAAGUGCAUUAAUGUCGAUGUUUGACAGGUUUUAGAUGCUGUGGUAGUGUGUGUGUGUGUGUUGGUGAAUACUCAGAGUGUGUAAAUGUCUCUGCAGAGGAGUCAGAGGAGGAUGAAGAAGCCGACGAGGAUCUAUCUGCGUGUUCUCUUUGCAGCUCCACUGCCAGUUUUUUUAGGAACAGCGCUACAGUUUUGUGGCCCUGGAAAGAAGCAGUAGGGCACAGGAGGAUUACUCAACUGAGUCUUUUAUACCUGCUAUGAAAGGAGAGGGGAUUAUGCGGUCUUAUGGUGUCUUGUUUUAAAUAAAAAUCUGUGCAACGAAUGAUUUGUGCAAUCCAGAAGGGAGGAUUAUCGUGAAAAUCUUUCUUUCUUUUCCUGUAGCCUGCAUAAAGUUUGACUUUUGGAUUAUUGCUACGUACGUAUGACUGAGUGCAGUGCUGCCUCUGAAAUAACACUGCACCAGUUAUUUAUUGAUAAAUGUAUGAUAUUGUAAGAAAAAAACAACAACUUUACAACGUAUGUUUUUGUUUUGGAUGUACAGUUCCACUGAGAAGUUUACGAUAUUUCACCUCGUAGUGACGUAUAUAAACCAUACUUUUUUUCAGCGUGGAAUGAUGAUACAACAAACGACUUCAGCGAUUUUAAAAAUAAAAAAUGCCAGAGCUGUGGAUCAAUCUAGUUUGCUGGAAUUUAUCAUGAUGAGAAAUCUGGUCAGGUUUAUGUGCCACCUUGCUCACACACUUAUGACCUGCUCUGCCCUCAAAAUGUUUUUACAGAGAUCAGAAUUUUAUGAAAUCUAAUCCAGAUUUUUGACGAUCCCAUUAGUAACUAAUGUGGCAGUAUGUUUAAGCUAGUCUGACUUCCAAGUCUAGCUAGCUUUUACACUAAAUAACUAACUAGCUACGGUAGUUCCUGUAAGUAGCUAGAUAGUUAUCUAGCUAGGUAGCUAAGUGGAUAGCUAGCUAGCUUUUAUCUGUUGUUAAAACCCAUUUACAUGCUAAAUUUAAUAGACAUAUUUUUAUUGUUUUUAAUCUGUUACUUAGGUAAUUCAACCAACCAAAUGAUGCAAAGUGCUAUUAUACAUAUUAAGUGUUUUAGGAACUCCUGUGGACAUUAGCGUUGGGGACAUCUGUACUGCUUCUUCUUUUUUCUUUUACUUAAUAUAACUCUUAUUAUAUUUACCUUAUAUAUGUUUCUUGUAUUAUUUUUCCUUUUCCUUUUCAACUUAUUUUGUUAUCAUUUUUUUGUACAGCACUUUAGCACAGUUUUAAACCUGUUUUUAAAGUGCUCUAUAAGUACAUUUGAUUUUGACAUUGCUUCAUCCUGUUUCGCAUCGAGACAUACUGUAUGUUAGCCUUGAGUAGCAUCAGUGAUAACCUAACUCUUUUUUUUGUACAGCUUAAACACAACAACAGUCUUUUCCAGCAUCCCAUCACAAAGUUUUUCAAAGCAAAAUUUAACCCCUUGUAGACCAAGAGUAGGAGUUUUUUUUUGUCCAUCGCUGCUGCUGUUUCCAAUCAUUUCUGCACCAAAUUUAUGGACGUACAAGGAACGCUCAAAUGCAAAGGUCCUGGCUGGAAACGAAAAUUUUAACAUGUUAAAAGCAGUGUAACUAAUUAACCAAAAUGAACACGUUAGUCCCUAACAUAGUGUUCAGUAAAGCUGUUUGUUGUAUAAUCGCUGCUCCCCAUAAAAGAAAGUGUGAAUGCGUUAUUAUUAACAGUAGAUUCUCACCAAUAAUGAAUGUAUGUAAAUGUCUGACCAGAACUGUACAUGUUGCCGAAGCAGCCAAAUGAACAUUCCCAUUAUUAACAGACACUUUAAACAAAUAGAUCCUGUGCAACCUGUAAUGCAUAUUUUAAAACUUUUAUGCUAUAAAAUAUAUAAAAAUUACAGUUAUUAAAUGGCAAAUAACAAUCUAAGUUAUUUGUAGCGCGAGUGAUCAUUAUUCAGUAUUCUUUACAGUGUAAAGAAUACACUGUAAAGUGUAUUACUUUACACUUUAUAGCAAAGUGUAAAGUAAUACACACUUUACUACUGACCAAAUAAAAAAUAACCACAAUUUCACAUAAUUCAUGAAAAACCAGGGAUUAAAACCAGUAAGAUAAACAUCUUAAUUAGAACUUGUAUUUAUUACAAGUGAAUGAGUCUUUAAAUGAAAAAAACAUAUCUUCCUACAUGGUACAGAUACAAAUCUUGUAGAACUCCUGAUAAUAUUAUCAAGCACAUAUCAAAUAAAGGAUAUUGUCAAUUUAUGGACAUUCACACCUCAUGACUUGACUAUUGGUGAUUUGCCAUUUAUUAACGGCACAUGACGUGAGCUUUACUGUGAUGUAAACUUUGAAUCCAUGGUAAAAACAAAUGAGUAAAAUUCCUCAAAUCUACAAAAUUAUUUUUUUGUACAGAUCUGUUACGAUGAACAUGUGGUUGUGUUUCUCGGGCUCGGUCCGUCUUUCACAUAAAUAAAGAUAUUUCAUAGAUGA